AUGGCGACCAAGCUUCGUGGAAGCAGACUCGAAGCAGAAGUUGACCGGGCGAGGGCAGACGGUAAUUGGAGACGCUUAGCAGAACUGCUGCAAGCAAUGAAGUCAAAGCACUCUGGAAUGGAUGAUAUGGUGGAACUAGUUGAGGCGGAAUUGGAACUUGAGACGUUCCUUGAGCAGCAAGGAGAAGUUUUACGACCGCGAUAUGAAUACGCGAAUGGAUUACGUGAAGCGGAGAUGCUUCUGAAGGAUACGAUUGAUCGACGUAGCGGUGGAACCAUAUUAGAAGCACAUUUGUUACUAGCAAAGCUCCACUAUGCUUCAGCGUCAUAUUCUGAGGCGUUGAAAGACAUCGAAAAUUCUGGAAUGGAACUUGCAAACACGCAGUUUCGAACGCUGCGAGCAUUACGACUAGUUGCCGAGGUUUAUGCCAUCAAAGGGUUCUGUUUGGAAGCAAUGGAAAGCAACGAUAAGGGCAUGGACAAAUUGAGGUCACUGUUCUGUUACGAAAAAGCGGCCGAAUUGGCGAUUCUCUACGUAGGAGAAAUUGAGAAAAACAUUGUUGGCGGCGCGGGAAAAGGCAAUGUAACUGCAUCAACACCUAGUCCUACACAGAGAUCGGAUAAACUUGGAGAUAUACUUGAGUGUUGCUUGGAGCGGGUAGCAGCAUUACGAGUUAGAGACUCUGCCAUCGAGAGGAAGAGCAACGUGGAAGGAAUUGAGUGGUAUCGUCGUAUAAUAACCUGCCUUGGUGACAAGUCCACCGGGGAACGUUUACACCAGAAGAUGUCACAGCAAUUCGCUGAACUUCUACUGAGAGCAGUACCAGCUGACAGCCGAGGAGGGGCCAUAAGUCAAGCUGUCAGCAUGAAAAGCCAAAAUUUGAGUUUCUAUAUGGGUUCGCAUAAAGGAUAUUUCUCACCAGCGUCAAGAACGGAAGAAGUAAUUUUGUUGUUGCUGAUCAGUGAGGUUUUAUCCACUAGAGAGGUAGUCUUGAACAGAAGUGCAGAUUUGUCCGUGUCUCGACAUCAAUCGAUUCGAAGCGCAAAAUCGGUCUACAACCUGCUUACGCUGGUUUUAUCAACAUUACGGCAGUACCACUUACUUUCAACGGUUUAUGAAAGAGCCAUGAAGUUUGUGAAUCACGAUGAAUAUCUCUGGCAGCAGUUUGCCUUGUCACUAGUAUGUCGGGGUAAAUGGCUGAGAGCAACCCGUGUUCUGGAGCAGUGCAUAGCUGCUGGAGGCAAAGAUGGAGAUCCACUGAAUCAUGGAGCAGAGUCAGAAGCCGGCUCCUCAAAUACUGCUAUGCACCAUAUGCAAGCUGCUGUUCUGCAUAUGGAACAUCUGAGCCAAAAUGAUGCUGCUAUUAGUCACGCCAUGGCAGCUGUUGCUUUGUGCUCGGAUGGUCCAUCAAGUUAUCUGAAAGGAAGAGCUCAACUUCUGUGUGCAAUAGCUCACGGACGGCGCGCGCAAUGUGAGCCAUGCUUUGAUAAUCGCCGACGGCUGUUAGCAAAAGCAUUAACGAUGUUUGAGAACUGUGUUCAUACUGAUCCACACGAUUACUUGGCCCACUACUACUGCGCUUUGUAUCAUGCUAUAGUACGAGAUCUCGAAGCAGCCAGAGAAAGAUGUGCUAGAUCACUUGAACUCAACCCUGAACAGCCUGCAGCCAUUAUGCUUUUAGCUCUCAUCUUUACAGCUGAGGCGGAUCUAAAGGGAGCACUCGAGCUAGUCGUUAACGCGUUGAAGGACUAUCCAAAUCAUUAUGGUUUAUUAGUGCUACGACUGCAUAUAGAGACAAAAUUUGGCAGAAUCGAUGAAUCGCUUGAUACUUGUUCCCAUUUGCUAGAUUUUUGGAGAAAAAAAGAUUGCUGCAUUGAAGACGAUCGAGUGCAAUUGUCUCUGAGCGCAGUAGAUGGUCAGAAUAUGCUUCGGGAUACGUCUAGCGUCAAAGCAGCUACUCCAUCAGUUGGGCGAGAACUUUCCUCUUCUACUCCAAUCUUUGCAAAUCCUCUAGGAAUUGGGAUCGCGACGCCGAUUCUUAAUCCAAACAUUGGUACUAGCCAAUCGGGGCUGGAUUUAGCAGUUUCGGCUGCUGAUAGUGGAAUACCAGCUUCUGACGCUGGCGGUCAGUCAGCAUCGAGUGAAAGUGGUGGAGCAGCCGGAAUCGCUUCAAAUACACUAUGGACUCGAUUCAGAGCCCAGGCGAAUAUGUGGAUGGCGUUAGCCGAGCUCUUUCUAGCAGAAGGCCGAUUAAAUGACGUUGGAUCGUGUGUAGAACAGGCAGUAGUGUUAUUUCCACAGGCUCAUCAAGCGCUUUAUCUGAAAGGACGACUAUUUGCUGCUAGGGCCGAGAGGGCUACAGAUGAGGCUACUGCAGCAAAAUUUCGAGCGGAAGCUAAUGCAUCCCUAUUGUCUGCAUUGGCGCUCUGUCCUUCGCAUACCUCAAGUUUGUUUCAUCUGGCGGAACUUUAUACUUCAGAGGGAAAUAUUGCAAUGGCUGAGCAAAUGUACAAAGAACUCGUCCGCGUUGACCCACUGUGCUGUCAAUGGUGGCAGGAACUGGGUUCCUGUUUGAUGCGUCGAGGUAAUAUUGCAAGAGCAAUGGAGAGCUUUGCCGCUGCUUCCCAACUGGAUCGUUCCACGCCGCUAUUAGCGUUCUCGUCUAUACCACUGGUGUUCCCGUCUUCAUUCUAG
Messenger RNA from Necator americanus (New World hookworm), 2694 nucleotides. RefSeq lists its product as uncharacterized. Gene Ontology annotation, molecular function: protein binding. Lineage: Eukaryota; Metazoa; Nematoda; Chromadorea; Rhabditida; Ancylostomatidae. Gene Ontology annotation, biological process: phosphatidylinositol phosphate biosynthetic process; protein localization to plasma membrane. The record is from RefSeq and is a predicted model, not a curated record. The coding region runs from base 1 to 2694 and encodes 897 amino acids. The transcript has 23 exons. Gene Ontology annotation, cellular component: plasma membrane.